Messenger RNA from Diaporthe citri, 1077 nucleotides. RefSeq lists its product as uncharacterized. The transcript is spliced from 3 exons. Bases 1 to 1077 code for a protein of 358 amino acids. NCBI's taxonomy places the organism in Eukaryota, Fungi, Ascomycota, Sordariomycetes, Diaporthales, Diaporthaceae. The record is from RefSeq and is a predicted model, not a curated record.
AUGGCCGCGCCACCGCCGCCGAGGUUCGUGCCGCACGAUGAUACGGAGGACGAGGUUGUUGUGAUUGAGGAGCACAGCCCGCCGCCGAGGAGGCACAAGUCCAAGAGCCACCGGAGACGGAGCUCGAGCGCGAGGAGGGAGAGUGGGUUUCGCGAGGUCGACCCCGAUCGAUUCGCCGGGGGUGAUGCGCCGCUAAGAGACGGCACGCCGGAUGAGCAGCGCCGGACCAUCGACCGCUUCUUCACGCCCGACGCUGAGUUCGUGCACCCCUUCUGCAUCGCGCCGCGCUUCAGCGAGGGCGACCUCGUCCUCCCCGGCCUGCGCCGCCUGAGCUCCCGCGAUGCACUCAGGGGGAUCUUCCAGUGGUAUCGGAUGUUGUCGCCCAAAAUAGUCAUUGACAUCGACACGGCUUACAAGAUGUACCUGGACAUGCGGCAGGUAUUCUCGAUCUGGUUCGCGCCGGGCUACCACGCCCGCGUGCGGCUCGUCACGGUCCUCGACCUGGUCCCCUGCGACCUGGGAGCGCACCGCAACGGCGAGCCGCAGGUGAUCGCGAGGCGGGAGGACACCGACGGCGGCGAGAAGGCGCCCCAGCAGCCGGGGUCUACCGCCACGGGCGGCCGGAGCCAGCAGGUCUGGAGGAUAUCUCGCCAGGAGGACCUGUACCAGGUCAACGAGUUCCUCAAGUUCACAGGGCCCUACUGGUGGUGCGUGUGGCGGCCCCUCUGGUUCCUCUUCCAGCUGUUCGCGACCGCCAUAUCCGUAUUCCUGAGCCUGUUUGUCGCGCUGUCGCCCUGGGCUUUCCAGCAGAACCCCGCGCCCGGUGGGGUGGAGUCCACGGUCCAGCAGGUGGAGACGUAUCACGACGACAAGGACGACGAAGUGAAGCCCGACAAACCGGACGGGAAGACUGCCUCGCACAGCGCGCCGGCCUCCGGAGAGGACAGUAGCAGCGGCAGCGGUGGCAGCGGCGCGGCGGGCAGAACGAACGGGAACAGUCAGGCGGCCAACAGUAAGGCACAUCCGUCCACCCCUCCGCGGAAGUCUUGGAAGGGAGGGAAGAAAGACGGCCGCUAG